Molecule: messenger RNA, 8713 nt
Organism: Chironomus riparius
Lineage: Eukaryota; Metazoa; Arthropoda; Insecta; Diptera; Chironomidae
Source: the annotation of a GenBank genome assembly
AUGGAUAUUAAUCGAUGGAAAUUCAUUCUUUUAGAAUGGAUAAAAUCAACCAAUUUAGUUGAAGUAACUGGAUCUCUUGAUCAUGUUGAUCUUGAAAAAUUUUAUGAAAAAGUUUCACAACGCCUUUAUCAUAGCAAGAGUCAUCAGACUGAAAGUAUUGGAGCUUUUUUAGAAGCCUACUUUUCAUCAUAUGAAGUCCUCAACAGUGACACAAGCAGUAUUUUGCCACAAGAUCAUGUAUAUGUCUUCUCCAUUCUUCUCUACCAUUCUUGCGUUCAAAAAUCGAAUGAUUAUUUCCAAAAGUCCUGUAGAAAUCUCGACGUUAAGCAUCAAAUAUCAAUUGCGAAAUUUUUCAGCUACAUUAAAGCUUCAAUUGAUAAAGAUAAAAAUGUAAAGAUUACAAAGGAGUUUCUUCGACAAGCUGUAAAAGAAGCAUGUCCAAUGCAAUCAUCACCGCAUUUAAACUUCUUGUCUCUUGGAAGUCCAUUGAGGACACCGAAGGCAAAAUCAACACCAACGUCAACCCCGAAUAAGGAAGUGUUUAAUGAAAGAAUGAGGGAAUUGAAAAUGACAAAGGCACAGCUGGAAAAUGAAAGAUAUGAGAAGAAUAUGCUUGAAAUUGAGAUCAAACAGAAUCAGGAUAAAGCUGAAAGUCUUGCUCAAAAAUGCAAAGUUCUGUCAAAUGAAGUCCAAACCCUCAAAACUGAGCUUUUAAUUGAACGAGAAAGUGAAAAUUUCUCUCCAAAUCGUAAGCAACGAGAAUCCCAAAUUCGUACAAAAAUGGAAAAGGAAAUUAACUCUCGGGAGGAUAAAAUCUCUGAUCUUAAAUUUGAUAUUGACAAUUUGACUUCAACAAAUGAGAAAUUUCAAAAUAAAAUUUCCGUUAUGGAUGCUGAAAUGAAUAAUUUAAGGAAGAAAAUUGACAAUCUUAAUGAUGUCAUUAACGAUAUGGAAACAAAAAUUGAAUUGAAAAAUGAGAAAAUUCAUGAAUUAGAAGAGAUUAACAAGGAAUUGCUGGAAAUUAUUAAUGAAAAUAAAGGAACUCCAGACAAAGAUGCAAGUUUAGACUUUUCGUAUUACGCAAGCCACACGAUGGGUUUGAAUAUGUCAGAAAGUGGUGAAAGCAUAGCCAAAGGUGUCAUCGACCUUCAACUUAAGGAAAAAGAAGUGGAAACUCAAGCUCUUAAUGAGAAAAUUCACAAUUUGGAGAUGAAAAUUGAAGAUAAUUUACAAUCAAUUUAUAAACUUCAAACUGAAAAGAAGGAGAAAAUCAAGGAAAUUGACUUUUUAAGUGAAGAUUUGCGUGCUCUUCAAGUCAAAAACUUUGAAAUUCAAACUCAAUUUGAAGCAGAGAAGCAGAUGUGCAGCAAGUAUUUGGCAGAAAACACAAAACUCCGAAAUGGAAUUGAAAAUUCUCAAAAAUUGAUAGAAAGUUUAGAAAAUGAUAUCAAAAGGAUUUAUGUGGAAGCUGAGAAGGGAAAAGAGGAAGUUCAAGCAGCUAAAAAUGCCCAAGAAGAAUCAAAUGAGCUAUUAAAGCUUGAAAAAAUAAAUUGUGAUGAGCUACAAAGUAAAAUUUCUAACUUAUUGAAGGAAAUAACUGAAAAAGAUAUUAAAAUAUCAGAGAUGGGCACUGAGAUUUUCAUGAAAAAUUCUGAUGUUUUAGAUAAAGAUGCAGAAAUCACAAAAAAAGAUGCUGAAUUGUCUGAAAAAGAUGCAAAACUAUUCGAAAUCGGCCAAAAGAUGUCUGGGAAGGAUGCAAAGCUGUCAAAGCUUGAAGAAAUUUAUAAAAGAUCACUCGAGUCCAUCAAAUCCUUAAGUGAAGAUAAAUUGAUGCUGGAAACUGUCCAUAAAGUUGACAUAAUGAAGAUUAAAGAGAAACAUUCCAAGGACAUUGAGCAAAUUAUCGCAUCAAAAGACAAAAUCCUUGAGUCCAUGGAAGAAAGUCUUAAUAGAAAGAUCAAGGAGUCUGAGCUAUUCCAUACGUCUAUGGAAGAAAGUCUACAAUCAAAGAUUAAUAGAUUGAAUCGACAGGCAUUAGAGCUUAAUAAUAAUUUUAAGGAAAAAGAGGAAAAAGUUGAAAGUUUAAAAAAUUUGAUUGAGAAGAUUGAGCAUCAAAAAACCAGCUUGACAAAAGAUUUAAAGGAAAAAGAGGAAGAACUAGAAUUUAUGGAAGCUGAAAAUGAUGGAAAAUUCAAAGAAAUGAUCGAAAAAAAUUUGAAUUUACAAGACGAGCUGUGUAAAAUGAAUGAAAAAGUCCAAGAAGUUCUUGCACAAUUAAAUUCAAAAGAUGAUAAAAUCAAGGCAUUGAUUAAUGAAAAGAGUAUUUUAAAUAUGGAACUUCAAAGUAUUAAUCAGCAGAAUAAGCAACAAACGUCAAUUCUUGAAGAUAAGUUGAACGAACUACAAGAAGAAUUAACAACAAUUAAUGGACUAAAGAUAUCUGCCGAUUUACAACUUAAUAAUGCACAAUCUAAGUGCGAUGAUUUUGCAUCUGAAAAUGGAAAAUUAAGGAAUGAAAUUUCAAAUUUGAACAUGAAAAUCGAUGAAGCUAAUGAAAUGAUCAGUAAAUUGAAUGAAAAAUUGAAAGAAAACGAGAAACUUUUCACACAAAAUCGCUUAAAAAUUGUCAAAAGUGAAGAGUUGUUAGAAGAAAGUAAGAAAAAACUAUUAAAAAGUGAAGAAUUGUUAAUAUUUUCUGAAGAAAAGUUGAUAAAAUGUGAAGAAAAUAUUAAACAAAUAGAAGAAAAACGAAUUAAAAGAGAGGAAAAAAUUGAGGAGCUUUUAGCGAACUUAAAUGAAAAACAAAGCAAAUUAAAUAUUACAGAGCAAAUUUUGAGAGAAAAUGAGGAAAAUCUCAAAAAAUGUGAAAAAAAUCUGAAGCAAAAGGAUGUAAUUUUAAACCAAAAAGAGCAAAAACUAGCAGAAAGUGAUGAAAAACUAAAGAAAAUCAAACGCGACCACACAGACAUUCAGCAAAAGCUCGUUCAAAUGGAAGAAAAAUUGUUGCAAACCGAAUCAGAGUUAGCAGAUUGUAGAAAUCAAUUGAACGAGUCUGAAGAUAAAUUAAAGCAAAAUGAGUGCAAAUUUGUGGAAAAUAAGCAACAAUUAUUACAAAAUCAAGAAAAGUUGACACAAGUUGAACAAGAACUUGUACUUACCCAAAAAAAUCUAUCAAAAUGUCAAGAAGAAAAAUUAAAAGCUGAAGAAACAAUCACACAGACCUUCGAGGACCUCAAAAAAACUUUAAAAACUCUCGAAGACACACAACAAGCUUUAUCAACUCUUCAACAAACCAACGCUGAAGCUACAGAGCGAUUUAACUUUGAAAUUCAAAAUCUUACCACAUAUUUAGCCAGCAAGGAAUCAGAAAUUCAAAAUAUAUCCACAAAAUCCAAUUCAGAGAUUUCUCACCUCACAAAUGUUAUCUCAGAAAAGGAAUUGAUGAUCGAAAAUAUCGAAUUUGAAAAAUCCUUUUUAUAUGAGUCAAAAGAGAGUCUCGUUCGUCAAAAAGCAAUCUGUGAAAAUGAAAUUCAGGAGUUGAAAGGUCUGGUAUCUUCAAAAGUUAAGAAAAUUCUUGAGAAUGAAGAACAAAUUCAAGAAAAGAAGGAAAACAUUGAAAAUUUAGAAAAAUUCGCUGAAAGUAUAAAGACACAAUUAAAAGAUGCUAAGUCGCAAAAUAAGAAGCAGAAGGUGGAAAUUGAAAAGUUGCAGAGGACCAAAACUGAGAAUGAGACUUUGAUUGAUGCACAGAAUGUUAACAUUGAUGAAUUGAGAGAUGAAAAAACUAAAAUUGAGGAGAAAAUGAGGGAAAAAUCUGAGGAAUUUGACAUCAGUUAUGAAAAAUUGACCAAAGAAAAUGCAAAACUGAAUCAAAAAGCUGAAAAUCUGUCUCAACAAGUUCAAAACUUGAAUAAAAAUAUUGAAGAUUUGAAAGAAAAAAAUGCAAAGUCUGCAGAAGAAGAAAAGCUUAAAAUAGAGGAUAUGGCCAACAAACUGCAAGAUUCAAACCAGAAACUGCUUGAAGCAACCCAAAAACUCGAAGAUUCAAUCAUCAAACUUCAAAGCUAUACUCAGCAAAUUCAUACUCUCAAUCAAAAUAAAGCUGAUCUUGAUGAAAAGAUUGUCAAUUUAAGGAACAACCUCUCACACAAAGACUCUCAAAUUAUGGAAAAUGAAGAUAAAAUCAAUCAGCUGUCAACUGAACUACAACAAAACUUAGAAGCACUUAAUGACACAAAGUUAUCUCUUGAAGAACUUCAGACAAGAUUUAAUACUUUAAAAGAAAGUUCAAUAUCUCUAAAAGAUGAAAAUGAUGAACUAAAUGAGAAAAUUGAAAGCUUAACGAAUGGAAGUAAUCAAGAAAAAUCGGAACUGCUUGAAAAGUUAAAGGUGGAAAGUUUAAAUAUUCAAAAGUUAAAUACAGAAUUGGAAGAUCAAAAGUCAAAAAUUGAGGAAGUCACUAAAUUGAAUUCAACGCUGAAACAGCAGAAAGACACAGCUAUUCAAGGAAUGAUGAAAGUUAAAAGUGAAGUCACUUUUCUAUUUGAGAAAAUUAAUGUAAUUUCUGAGAAUUUCAAGAUUUGGCAGACAGAAAAUAACGUCAUAAAUGAGGAAUUGAGCAAAGCUGUCACGAUUGCUUGUGAAAAGAUUAGAGAAGCUGAUCUUUUGGAAAAGAAGUUAAAUGAAAGUGAGGAAACCAUAAAAGUAUUCAAAGUUGAAUUGCAAAAAGCAGAAAUUGACUUACAAGAAUCAAAUGUAAAGCUUUUGGAAGUAAACGAAAAACUGCAGGAAUCAGAACAUAAUCUGCAAGAAUCCGAGCUAAAGCUUAUAAACUCCGAAAACGAAGUCAAAACUUUCAAUGAAAACUUGACAAAAUCUGAGAAGGAAACCAAAAAUAUUCUGCAAAGUUUAGCAAAUGCCGACGAAAAUGUAAAGAAUUUGGAGGAAAAGUUGUGUGCAUCAGCACAAGAAUGUCAAAAAGUUGAAGAUGAAUUGAGAAAAACCAAGGAAGAAUUAAAGGAAUUUGAGGAAAAGUCAUUGAGUUUAGAAAAUAAUUUAGCUAUUUUAGAGAAACAAUCUGCAAAGUUGAAUGAAGAAUUAUCUGCGAAAACAUUAGAAUUUGAUGAAUUAUCAGCAAACUAUGGUAAACUUUUUAAUCAAAAAGAAGAUGUUGAAUCCAAAAAGUUAUCUUUACAAUUCAAAAUUGCUGAAUUAGAGCAAAAUCAGUCAAAUCAAGAGGCAAUUAACUUAAAAUUAACAGAAGAAAUUGCCAAACUUCACCAAAAAAUCAUAAAUCUCAAACAAGAGCAAGAAGAAACUGCUCAAAAAUUAGCAAAAUCUGAAGAAAAUAAUGUUGAGCUUCACAGAAAGAACAUCGAUCUUCUUGAGCAUUCAUCAAAAGUUGAAAACAAUCUCAAACAAAUGCUAGAACAAAAUUCAGACAUUUCAAAUGAUAUGAAGGCAUUUAAUGAGGAUAUGGAACUGAAACUUAAUGAAAAAGAGGAGUUGAUUAAUAAUUUAAAGAGUAAAGUCAGUGAAUUUGAGAAAGUAAUGGCCGAGGGUCAAAUACAGCUUGCAGAACUUGAAUCUAAAAAGAAUGAACUAUCUGAAAAAGAAUCUCAACUGACAAAUCUAAAAAGUCAAAUUCAAACUCAUGAAAUUCAGUCAAAUGUAUUAAAAGAUAAACUCAAAAAUCUUGUAAUUUCUUAUGAAGCUUCAAUUAAGGAGAUAUCCACCUAUAAAUCAAAUAUUGAAUUGUUAUCCUCUGAAAAGGAAGAAUUUUCUAUGAAAUUUGAAGAACUAUCGGCAAAAUAUCAGGUCUUAGAAUCCGAAAAAGAAGAUCAAACCAAAUUGACCGAGAGUCUUAAGUCAAACAUAACUCAAAUGGAAUCAGAACUUUCUAUGAUGUCAACUCAAAAAUUGGAAUUAUCUGACAAAAAUUCUAAUCUUUCUCAAGAAAUCACGGAGCUUACUGUGCAUUCCUCAUCACUUAUUGCAAUAAACUUAGAACAAUCUACUCAAAUAACGUUGCUUUCACAAGAUUUAGCAGACAAAAAUGCCAAACUUGAAGAAAAAACAGCUCUUAUCUCUGAAAAAUUAGCACAACUUCAAGAAAAGGAAUCAAAAAUCUUAGAAAUAGUUCAGCAAAUUGAAGAACUUAAAGUCACAUACAAUAAUCAGAUUCAAACACUUGAAAUCCAAAUUGAAGCCAACAAAGAAAAGAAUGUGUCAGAAAAUUCAAAGAUUCAAGAGCUAUUAAAGAAGAUAAAGGAACAUGCAGCAUUAGAAGAACGUCUGAAGGAAUUAGAGGCUCUUCAUGCACGCGAGAAAAUUUUUAAUGACAAAAUGAACGAGGAUCAAAAGAUUCUUGCUGCAAAAUUGAUGAAAGCUAGGAAAGAUCUUGAAGAUGGUCAAAAGAUGUGGAAUGAAGAGAAGGAAAAAAUACAACAAGGCAUGCUGGAUGAGAAAUAUAAGUUCGAAGAAGGAAGAAAAGAAGUUCGACUUGAGAUGGAAGGAAAAUUGGAGAAGAUGAAGGAGAAAAUGAAAUCCCUCUAUGCUGAAGAAAUGACAAAGAAGACUCAAAAGAACGAAGAACGACUUCAAGAGCUCCGAGCAGAAAAUCUAUUUCUUAAGCGUAAAAAUGAUGAACAUGAGACACAAAUUGAUAGAUUAACAAAACAAAUCCUAACAUUCAAGGAUUUAAAAUCAAAAUAUGACGAAGCAAUUCGUGAAAAUGAAUUUAUGCGUUCAAAACUAAGAUUUAUGGAGAAAAAUGGUGGAAUGUCCAUGAGUGGAAGUAUUGGAAUGUCUCGAAUGCCAUCAACUACAACACGACUUAAUAUGGCUGGAACUCAAAUGGAAGAUGAAGCGGGCGAAGAGUUCAAUAAUACUUAUUUAAAGGAUUUAAAAUUCGGAAGUGAUUUUUCACUUGAUAGACAAAUGAAUGAUGUCUGUUCAGCAUCAGUUAUGCAGCAGAGAAACUCAAUGUAUCCACAACAUAUGAGGGAUUCGUAUGCAGUAAUUAAUCUUGAUAGAAAUGUUGGUGAGGAGGAAAUGAAGUUCGGUGGGGUUAAUCUCGAUGAUAGUGAUGCUCUUCUCCUACAAAACCAACAAAGAAAGAAGCAAAGCACAUCAUACAAACGUCCAGGACCACCUACACCAUCCAAAAAUGCAGGUAGGCUGUCCAUUGGUGGACAAAGUGAUGUUCAGUAUUCAAAUAUCUUGAAAGAAACGGGAAACAUUGAUAAUGCUGGAAAGAAACAAACACCGGGACGUGUUAUGGCAUUUUUGUCGCAUUUCUCAAAGACUAAAGAUGAGAAAAAUUCAAAAAAGCUCCAAAAGCACCUUAAAAAUCAAAAUAUUGCAUGGAUAGUCCAAGGUGAAUCAGGUGAUCAUAAUGACAGUUUGAGUGGAUCUCAAUUUACAAAGGAAUUAAAUCGAAUGGAAAGGAGAAAUGAUGUAAGAGAUAACAACAGACAGCUUAAUCUUGAAGACACUGAUGUGGAUGAAUUUGAGGAUGAACAAUGGACUGAAGAGUCAAGCAGCAGCGAGGAAAAGAAAAAGGAAGGAAAAGCAUUUUCUCAUUUAAAUGAUUCAAUUAAACAGAAAAAGUUUCAUGAAGAAUUAUUGAAGAAGCAACAGAAAAACUCUCCGGGAAAAGCUCGACGAUUAUCACUUUUGAGAAACAAAAAAUAAGUUAAAAAUAAUUAAGAACUUGCCAUUAUUAUAGCAUUUUUUAAAAUUUUUAAAACUGAGUACUUUUGCUCUCUAGCUAUUGUUAAAUUCAAUUAUUAUUUAAAAUUAUAUAUUUUUUUGUGGGUCUGGUCUCAUUUUAAUUUUUCAUGUUUAAUAUAUUUUAACAUUAUUUUUUAUCUUGCCUUUUAAAUAAAAACUAAGUUAAAUAAAGUUGAAAAUAUUUUUUUUUAUUUUUUUUUCAGAAUAAAUAUUUUUUUUUUAAAUUUAACACUAGGAAAUAUUAUGGCCAUAUCUCUUAAACAAACUUAUCAAUUAAACAAAAGAAAAAAAUGUGUAAAAAUCACGUUUAACUUAUCUUAAAUCUAAAUUCCACUUAACACGUAUCAUCAUUGAUACUUUAACAAGCCGCACGUCCCCAAAUAUAAAUUUUUUUGAAUUUCAUCAAAUUAAGUAAUGCGAUUAUCAGUAAUACGAGAGCUAAUUUGACACAUAAUGACGCAGAUACGUUUUUGAGGGCUUCAGACAUCUUAUCGGCAUAGCAAAAAUCGUCGUUUGCGUUUCUUUUCGCUUUCUGUGGACACCAUUGAGGUGAUUGACUGAGUUGAGGUAACUUUUUUGUGUUCAGAAGCUGACUUACCUCAACAAUUUCUCCAAUUUUCAAGGUCUUUAAUUCCUUCAUAGCAUCACGCGAAUGACAAGCAUCAUCAAAAUCCCUCGUACAAUCACGACCAGCAAAAUCUAGAAUAAGGCUAGGAUCUCCAGGGUGCUUAUCAAUAUAAUUUGUACAGUCAUAAACUGCAUAUUUGUAGAUAAUCCAAACAGGAUUUCCGUUUUUGCCAUUUCCUUGCUCACGGACUUCUUUCAAAGUAUAAUAUUUGGUGGCUGUUGUGAUUGUCAUUGUUGUGUCGAUUAGUGUAUCAAAAUUAGUACUGAAUGAUAUAUUAUUGUUAGUAACUCCUUAUAUACUCGUAUUAUUCGAUGUUAAGGUUGUACGUGAGAUAAAAUGCUUUUUUUAAAG